Molecule: messenger RNA, 2346 nt
Organism: Rhodamnia argentea
Lineage: Eukaryota; Viridiplantae; Streptophyta; Magnoliopsida; Myrtales; Myrtaceae
Product: putative pentatricopeptide repeat-containing protein At3g47840
Exons: 1
Coding region: 209-2269 (686 amino acids)
Biological process (GO): RNA modification
Molecular function (GO): protein binding; RNA binding
Source: RefSeq, a predicted model, not a curated record
AUUAGGAUUGGCGAUCGGGCUAGUGAUUGCCAAAUCCAGUGCUCGGAACUGCCACGGGAUGAGCAAGCGAAACGAGAGUGCAUCGAGGAAAUCUAUCCUACACGAAGGCGGGAAAAUCAACCGCGCGCCUACUUCGGCUUCAUCUGUUAGGAGCGCAAGAGCGCGCUCCCAGCGAAGAUGAGAUUGCGUCGCUAUCGAGUCUUCCCCUAUGGCGAAGAUGAUAUCGUGGGCCCGGCCUCAUAUCAGGAGACUCUCUCCUUCAACCUCAAGUCGCAUGACAGUAAUUCAAUACAACACCCGACUGAGGGAGCUGAUCAAGACGGGUUAUUUGGGUGAUGCUCGCUCACUGUUCGACAGUAUGCCUCGCAGAGACGAGAUAUCUUGGACCACCCUGAUUUCUGGGUAUGUUGGCGCCAUGGAUAUCUCCGAAGCUUUUGCUUUGUUCUCCGUUAUGCGCGUUCAGCCAGCGCUCCGCGUAGAUCAUUUCGUGCUCAGCCUUUUGCUCAAGGCUUGCACGCUCGUUAUGAACCCGAAUCUUGGCGAGUCAGUACAUGGGUAUGCCAUCAAAACGGGGGAGGCAAACUCGCUCUACGUAGGAAGUGCCCUUCUUGACAUGUACACAAAAGCCGGCAGAAUCGAGCUGGGUUAUAGAAUAUUUGAUGAGAUGCCACUGAAGAAUGUUAUUUCUUGGACUGCUCUGAUAAAUGGACUUAUUAGCUGUGGCCACUGUAGGGAGGCGGUGUCCUGCUUCGCCGAGAUGUGCAAGUCAGAAGUGCAAUGUAACGGGCACACAUUUGCUAUUAUUUUGAAGGCAUGCGCUGAUCUUGAUGCUUUGAGCUGUGGGAGGGAGAUACAUACACAGAUAAUCAAGAAAGGAUUUGAUGCGAGCUCAUUUGUGGCUAAUUCACUUGCCACAAUGUACAACAAGUGUCGGAAGUUUGACAAUGCUGUGCACUUACUUGAAAGGAUGGCCACGCAGGAUGUAGUGUCAUGGACGACUAUAAUCACAACAUACAUUCAGAUGGGUAUGGAAGAAUCUGCAUUUGAAGCAUUUUUAAGGAUGAAAAGAUCUGAUGCCACUCCUGAUGAAUACACAUAUGGAGCAGUUAUCUCUGCAUGUGCUAGUCUUUCAAGGACUAAAUGUGGGGAACAAUUACAUGCUCAAGUUCUGUGCAAAGGUCUUUCAAAUUCCUUGCCAGUGGCAAACUCCAUAAUCAGCAUGUAUUCAAAACUCGGCCAGUUAUCUUCAGCACUAACUAUUUUUCACGAAAUCACCAAGAGAGACAUUGUUUCGUGGAAUACUAUAGUCACUGGGUAUUCUCAAGAAGGUUGCGGUGAGGAAGCUUUUGAGCUUCUGUCGUGGAUAAGGAUUGAAGGACUCACGCCCACUGAGUCAACUCUUGCAGUUGUUCUUACCGUGUGCAGUAAUAUGGCUAUUCUCAAGCAAGGGAUGCAACUUCAUGCUCUUGUCCUGUCCUUGGGUCUAGAACAGGCACCUACGAUACAAAGUGCUUUGAUUAAUAUGUAUGCCAAGUGUGGGAGUAUAAAAGAAGCAUAUAAAAUCUUUGAUGCGGCAACAAAGUAUGAUAUUGUGGUGUGGACAACAAUGAUUAAUGGAUAUGCAGAACAUGGUUACAGCCAUGAAGCAAUUGAUUUGUUUGAGAAGCUGGCUAGUGUUGGGUUAAGACCAGAUCCCGUGACGUAUAUUGGCAUUCUUACUGCAUGUAGUCAUGCUGGACUAAUCGAUCUCGGUUUUAACUAUUUUGAUUCAAUGAGCAGGGAACAACGAAUUAAUCCCUCAAGAGAACACUAUGGCUGCAUGAUUGAUCUUCUCUGCCGAGCUGGAAGGUUGGACGAGGCAGAACACAUGAUCAAAAGAAUGCCAUAUGAACACAAUGAUGUUGUCUGGUCAACUUUGUUGAGAGCAUGUAACAUCAAUGGUGAUGUGGACCGUGGAAGGCGAAUCGCUGAGCAUAUUCUUGAGUUAGACCCAAAUUGUGCAGGAACUCACAUUGCCCUGGCUACUGUCUACUCUGCCAAGGAGCGGUGGACUGACGCAGAGGAAAUGAGAAAAAUGAUGAAGUCAAAAGGAGUAACUAAAGAGCCUGGAUGGUCUUGGAUUAUGGUUAAGGACUGUGUGUCCACAUUUGCGGCAGGUGACCAGUCUCAUUCGCAUAGUGAGGAACUAUAUGGUGUUCUGAAUUUUCUUUGCUCGCAAGAAACUUCUGUUCAGGAUGUGGUUUCACUCGUGUAUGAUAUUGAGGACUGAAGAGUAGCGUCCUUACAUUGUUCUGUUUGGAUUUAUCUUAAUUAUUCUCGUUAAUUAGCAGAGUCGGCCGUAGAAAA